UUCUGUUACUUGACACACUCAAGAUCUUAGUGACUUCAACGAUACCUAAAUAAACAACAAUAAAAUCCAAUUUUGGUGUAAAUGUAGACGUCUAUAACAAUGUAAGAAUGAACGAUGUUAGGAAAAAAAAUCUAGUGGAAGGCAUUGGGAAUGAAGUACUUUAUGUUUUGUUCACUAUCUUGGCUGGUUGCUUAGCAGUGUUUCUAUAUUUCCAUCGCAGACAGAGACUAGGCCUCACUAUUCAUCCUGACAGUGUCAAUAAUGUAGCCACAACUCGAGAACAACUUCAAACUGAAGGAGGUCAAAGAGGUAGCCAGAGACGAGCUAAUCAUGCUAAUGAUGGAAGUCUACAGUGCCCAAUUUGUUUAGGGUCAGCAGCAUUUGCCAUCGAAACAAAUUGUGGACAUGUUUUUUGCGGUCAUUGCAUGAUUACUUAUUGGGAACACCAGACAUGGCUAGGAGCAGUUAGAUGUCCAUCUUGUCGAACUCAGGUGUCUUUACUUCUGCUCAAUUUCACUUCGGAAGAACAUGCACACGAAAGUGACGAGAGACGUGAAGUAAUUACUAAAGUUAACCAGUACAACAGGCGUUAUUCUGGGGAAGCUAGAACUAUUCAAGAAUAUUUACAGGAUUUGCCCACUCUAUUAAGACAUACAUUUCAUGAGUUCUUUAGCAUUGGAGGAUUAAUGUGGAUGUUUAGAUUACGUAUAGUGAUUCUGGUUAUAGCUGCCUUUGUGUAUUUGGUAUCCCCACUGGACAUAUUGCCUGAAGGAGCUUUCGGCAUUAUAGGUUUUCUAGAUGACAUCUUUAUAAUACUAUUUAUAGCUGUAUAUAUAAGUGUCCUGUAUAGAAAUUAUGUUGCAGGUAGAGGUGUCAUUUAGUUAGUAUUAGUUUUCCUAUUUCUUUUUUUUUUUUUUUUUUUGUCCUAAAUUAAUUAACAAAGCAUUUAUUUAUAAAAAGCAAUUUUUCGUUUAGAAAAUAAAAUACAAAAUGUGUUAAUUUUUAGUUUUCAUUUGUAAAGAUUUAUUAAUAAAUAUAUCAUCCAUCAAUAAUCUUAUAAAUAUUUAGUUUGCUAAAAAAAUUAGUUGAAAAAAGGUUUUACUAUAUUAUUUAAUUUAAUCAUUUUUUAAGGUUGCCAUUUUGACUUGUGUAUGCUUCUUGAAUACUGUAACAGAUAUUGACCUGUUACGUUUCGGUGACCAGUGGUUCCCUACUGCCUCCUCUCAUUCCUAAACCCUUCCAAAGAAAUUGUGGUUGUCUUCUCUGAAUUCCUAGAAAUAUUUUUUAUAAGUUAUUAACCUUUCUUUAAACAUUCAACAUCUAUUGCAAGACAGUUAAAUAACAUGGGAAGUAACUCUGAAUAUUUUGUUCUGUAAUACUUAAACUUCCACUGCUGAAGCUGCAUCAUAUUGAGCUAAUAUUCCACAUUGGCCACAACUAAAAUAAUUAUGUUUUGUCACUCCUUGCAAUUUUAUCUUACAUUUCUGUUUUAACUAGUACAUUGCGAUUCAUGCACUUCUUCUGGGACUGAUCAGUUUAUCUGCCAUUUGCUUUUUUCUUUGAAUCCUUUCAUGAAAUUUUGUUUCCAUUUGAGCAGCUCUUUAAUUUUCAAUUGAUUAAAUUUCAAUUAAUUUUCAACGAUAAUGUGGAAGACUUCAAAGAUCAGUCCCUUACAGCAGAAAAUCACUUUGCUUUGAAACAAAACAAAAAAAUUACUAUCAGCUCAGAUGUUAAUAUUUUAGCUAAUUAAAUGUACAAACAAACUAAUUGAGUUUAUAUUUUUGCUAAGACAUGAACAUAAUUUUUAUUUACAUUAUAACUUUUUCUCUCAAUUGUGUUCUUUUCUUUGCUAUGUACUCAAUAUUUGAUGUAUUUUUUAGUUUCUUGUGUUCUGUAUACAUCAGCUUCUCAUCAUUGAUUAUUUACUAUAGAUGUAAAAAAAAAAGUUACAGAUAUUUAUAUAAAUAAUUGUUUAAAUUAAGAUUGUUAUCUAGCAUAAUUUUAAAAAAAUAUAUUUAAAAUACAAAUAGGGAUUCUUAGUAAUUUCUUUCAGAGUCAAUAUUGUUUUCAUUGUGGAUUAAAUAUUUUUUAUAAGCUUAGACAAGUUGAACAAAUAAAGUUAGAUCUAAAUUUUUUUUUCAGAUCUUAUAUAAACAAAGAUAUUUAAACUAUUAAAUUCUAAUUUCUAUAAUGUUUGUAUUAUCCUGUUUUUAAGUUUCCUCUUGUAGUAUUGUGACAUCUUAUCUGAAAAACAUAAUGGAAAAAAAAAAUUGAAUUCACCAAUGUUUUAAUGAGCACUAUUUGAAAUUGUAUCACACAUAUUUUUCAAAGCAUAUUUUGUUCCAUUUUGUGCACUGGCCUCUGAAGUAACCCCUUUUCUAAAACCUCGCCUUCCUUUUUAAAUCUACUGGCCACACUGUAGUUGUGUUUUGAUUUAGUCUUAUUUAUUUAUCAAUUAAGCUUGAUCCAUUGUUGGUAGAGCACAUGUGUUGUGUGUGUGUGUGUGUGUGUUUGCUUAGCCUACUAAAUCUCACUACAAAUGUGCUGCCUCUUGAAGCAUUGAUGACAAACCAAUGUGCCUAAUUUGUUGCUUUUCUGCUUACAUGCUUAUGAAUGUUCAAUCUAAGUACUUUCCUAACAUUCUUGGCAUUAUAUUAAACAAAUUAUAACUGCCAUGUGAAAUUUUUUGUCUAUGACAUAUUUUUACAUAAUACUUGCCAUUUGAAAACUAUUUAAAGAUUUAUGUGACAGAAUAAUAGGAAGCAAGCUGCACAAUCAUGAAUUAUGUCAAAUUUUAAUUUUGCUUUUAAAAAGUACAAGUAGUAUGAAAAUUGUUAAUUGUGUAUUUAAAAAGGUUUUUGUAACAAUUUUUUCCAUAACACUUUUAAGUUUUACAUCUACCUUUUUUUUAAAUUAAUUUUUUUAUCGUGAGGUUUUAAAACGUUCUCGUAAAAUAUAAAUCUCUUUAAAUAAAAGCAACAAUAUGCUCGAUUUCAAUGCAAGGGAAACAACUUCAUGUGUUUCCUUGCAGACCAGUGUGGCAUGUUGAAAAGCUUGUCAUCUUCAACAAUCAGCAUUAAACUAAGAAUUGUGUAUACACUGAUUUCUCUUACCAGCUGCUAACAUUUAUGAAAAGAAAAUUGUUCAUUGGAACUACUUAGUCCUUGAAGUGCAUGGUACAUUCCUUCACUUUAAUAAUUGAGUUAAUUCAUUGCCAUACAUGGGAUACGUUUCCACAAUGUUAUCUCUGUUCAAUGUUUAGUUUCAAAUCAAAAGAAAGAAUUUUAUUUCAUAACUUAUUAUAUUUGUAACUGAGCAUUUUAAAUGAGUUUAUUUUGCAGCCUGUAUUAUAAAGUUAUGUCCCAAACAUUAUUGUAUUUAAACCUUUUCUAUAAACCUAUCCAGUGUAUAUAAUAAGUACCUAAGCCAGUAGCCAAAAUUGUAAGAAUGAUUCACUGCAUGAGAUGCUUGUAAUAGUGUGAGGUAUCAACAAAUGUCUGUACAUCUGAUGGAGUCUUUUUUUUUUUUUUUUUGAUAAUGCAAUAUUAUGAAAUCUA
Molecule: messenger RNA, 3557 nt
Organism: Biomphalaria glabrata
Lineage: Eukaryota; Metazoa; Mollusca; Gastropoda; Planorbidae
Product: E3 ubiquitin-protein ligase RNF170-like
Exons: 5
Coding region: 108-881 (257 amino acids)
Molecular function (GO): ubiquitin protein ligase activity; metal ion binding
Source: RefSeq, a predicted model, not a curated record